UUAUUUUCUCUUCUUCCCUGUAUGUUUUCUCUGAUUUUCUUUUCCGUCAUUUUCCGACCCAUCAGAUUGUACUUGUCAGUAACUCAAUUGAAUUUUCUCAACCCAUCCAUAGCGACUGUCCCCUUUUCCUUUUGUAGCAUAUUCAAUCGAAUAGGCCCAUCUUGUUUGUAACUCAUAGUAGCAAAUAUUGAAGCUCGAAGUAACAGUCACUGCACUCUAACUGCAAAAUUCAGCAACACCCAUUUGCAAUUCGUAAUCAAAUUUUCAAUCUGAUUGGAACAGUCACUCAUGCUUCGGUUUAUUUCAAACGGGUCAAGCAUUUUUCAGCCUUUUAGACACACUCCAUUUAUAAAAGCUUUGCAAGUGUUCACACCCACCACCUAUUCGACGAAUGUCCUAGCCGAAGUUGAGGUUGAACAGCAGGAAUUAAGAAACAAAUGGAAGGAUGCUACUGAAGUUUUGAGUAAAUGGGGUUGUAGUGAUGAUGAUUUGAUGAGAAUAUUUGCCCGUUGCCCUGCAUUGCGCAAUGCCGAUCCUACUCAAGUUCAAUCUAAACUAUGCCUGCUGAGUGACCUGGGUUUUGGGGCAUCUGAACUUGUGAAGAUCACCAAUUGUAGGCCUAGAUUUUUCAGGACACGGAUUAGCGAUAGCUUCUUCGACAAAAGGCUUGCCUCUCUUAUGUCAUUAUUUGAGUCGAAGGAGAUGCUUCAGAAGGCCAUUGUGAGAAAUCCUUCUCUGAUAUGUGAGAAUGGCUAUGACAUCGAAGCUACUGUUGCACUCUACGAAGAGUUAGGUGUGAGUAAAAGGGACUUGGUUCAGAUGCUACUUCUGCGGCCAACGAUCCUAGCGAGGACUUCCUUUGAUGCUGAGAAGCUAGAAUAUAUAAGCAUGACAGGGCUGUCCAAGGAAUCAAAGCUGUACAAAUAUGUGGUGACACUAAUAGGCAUCUCUCGCGUGGAAACUAUUCGCGAGAAAGUAUCGAAAUUCACACAGUUUGGUUUUUCUAAGGAUGAGGUAUUUGGUCUUGUUGGGAGGCAGCCUCAUGUUUUGACAUUUUCAACUGAUAAGGUUCAGAGGAACAUGACUUUCGUUUUAGGCACAAUGAAGCUUGAGGCUAAGAUAAUCCUUAAGUACCCAUAUCUCUUGUAUGCUAAUGUGGAUACUGUUCUGAAGCCGCGAUUGCUUUUAGCAUGGAAGGUAGAAGAGAUAUGUCCUAAUUUGCAAAUCAAGGGAGUACCCACCAUAGUUAGGGCACUGAGGAUGACAGAGGAGAGGUUUCUAAAUUCGUUUAUCAAAUGCCAGCCCAAGGAAAUUGCCAAUGAAUUAAUGGAGUUCUAUGAAAGGACAAAGGAAACAAGGAGAUUAGCAGAGUCAGCAAAGAAGUGCAUUACUAGAGGAUUCCCUUUCUAAACGGCUUUUAUAUGCUUUGAAAUAAUUUUGCAGCUGAAUUUGAUAUGCAUUUUAUGGCUUAUCUUGUUGGAAAUUAUUUUUGUGACAUUUCGUUUGGAUUUCUGUCUCUCUGAUUCUUCAUGGAGAUUUUUCCUACUAGUUCAGUUUGGUGAUCCAGGUGAACUGGUGAACUGCUAAGCUCUAAGUUAAGAAAUCUAUUUAUGCUGCAUUUUUUUUAUCCUUGAUGUCCUCUGUUUUCAUAGUUGAACAAAAUUUCAGCAAAAUGGGCUUUUACAUUAUCUAUAUG
Messenger RNA from Lotus japonicus, 1696 nucleotides. RefSeq lists its product as uncharacterized. The transcript has a single exon. Gene Ontology annotation, biological process: regulation of DNA-templated transcription; chloroplast organization. Gene Ontology annotation, molecular function: double-stranded DNA binding. NCBI's taxonomy places the organism in Eukaryota, Viridiplantae, Streptophyta, Magnoliopsida, Fabales, Fabaceae. Gene Ontology annotation, cellular component: chloroplast. The record is from RefSeq and is a predicted model, not a curated record. The coding region runs from base 289 to 1410 and encodes 373 amino acids.